AAUAAUGUAUUGGAAGUCUUGUUUUCAAAGGAAUCAACUAUCCCAUUAGCCCAUAACUCAGUCCCAGAGGGACCCUCUAAUUCUUCUGAUAAUUCUAAGAAAGAGGCGGAUGAAGAUAUGUUUUUCAAUGAGGCGAAUCCCACUAAAGUGAACACUGUCACUUCAGACGAUAAUGUAUAUUUUACUGAAUCGAGAUUUGUUCCAUAUUUUGUGACGAUCAUAGCAUCCGGAAGUAACGAUUCUACAGUAUUCGUAUUAUGCAAAAUCGAUCUAUGA
Molecule: messenger RNA, 276 nt
Organism: Funneliformis mosseae
Lineage: Eukaryota; Fungi; Glomeromycota; Glomeromycetes; Glomerales; Glomeraceae
Source: the annotation of a GenBank genome assembly